GAAUGGUUGAUAGCUGAUUUGUUCGUGGCUUCGAUGCUUUUAUUGAGCUUUUUCUACAUGUUGGCGCUGCAAAAUUGCCAUUGGCGUCAUGCUGACUGACGUUUUACCUUGAUGCAGACGUAUUCCUCAAAGGCCACUCGGUACAGAUGAAGGAGACAACACCACAACGGCUCCUUUUAUUUAGAAAAAAAACUAUGCAGGGUGCCAUGGCGGAGGAGAGGACGAAAUGCGACUUUAACACACCGGACGACGGCGGGGAAGCGGUCUUAAAGGGCGCCGAGCAGCCCAUCUUCUCAGCCCUGAGCGGCGGCCAGGCGGAGCGGGACACCACGGUAGGACAGCGGGCAAGCUGCGAAGGGACAAAAGCACCUGGAGCCGCCCUGACUCCCGCCACCACCCCCGCUAUUUCCGAUACCGAGUCCGGGAUCUUUUCCGGGGAGUGCGAGACGUGUGUGGAGCACGAAUCCGAGCUGGACUGGUUCUGUGGCACCGAGUUAAAGUUGAUCUGCUCCCAUUGCGCGAUUGUAGGACCUUGUCGUGGACACUCAGUGACCCCUCUGGCCGCCAGAGUCACCGCAGUGCGGAAUCAACUCGUGGACGCGUGUGAGAAAAUGCAGGUUCAGGCGCGGUGGAUGGAACGGUUCUUAGAGAAGACGCUUCCCAGCAAGGAGCAAAAACUUCAGGUGGCGGCGAGCACGGCAAGAGAGCAGGUUGUGGCUCGGGUCAACGCAGCUCGAGAGGCACUGGAGGAGGAGGAGCAGCGGCUCCUGGAGGAGGUGCAGCGGGAGGAGGAGCGAGUGGAGCAGUGCCUACUUACCCAGCGGGCUCACUGGAGCCAGGCGCUGGACAGUCUGGCGCAUACACGCUCACUCGUGGUGCACACUCUGACGCACUAUGCGGACCCACAGUUAGUGAUGAGCAUCCAGGAGUUUACUGAAAGCGUGGAGGCGGCUGAGGGUGUGGGCAAGCCGUGCGACACAAAGCAGCUCAACUUCAGGCCAGGCUGCGGUGAAAGCGAGCUAAUGAAGGGACUGUGGGCCACCGCCAUGCUGCAGGGACCACGUGCUUAUGGCUCCUCGUCUUUCAAGUUUGACGAGCGCACAGUAAGUCCGCUCCUGUCGCUCUCUGAUGACCACCGCACUUUGACCUUCGUCCAAAUAAAACCCAGCUACGUCCAGAAAAAACUCAACCAGUCGCUGCCCUACGACCCGGCACGCUUCGACUCGUGGCCCAACGCUCUGGGCUCACUCGCCAUGUCCUCCGGCACCCACACCUGGGUGCUGGACGUAGGUCAGAGCGCCGCCUUCAAGGUGGGCGUCUGCUAUGCCAGCAUGGAGCGCAAAGGUGCCUGGGACAAGGCCCGGCUCGGAUACAACGAGCAGUCGUGGGUGCUGUGCCACUUCGACGGCGAGUACUCGUUCUGUCACCAGGGGAAGAAAGUGCUGCUGGAGGUGAUGAUCAGACCGCGGAAGGUGGGCCUCCUGCUGGACUGGCCCAGUCAGACGCUCUUGUUUUAUUCGCCGGAGUCAAGUGCGGUUUUGUACACAGUCAGGGGUCCGUUUAGCGCCCCCUUGCUGCCAGCAGUUGCUGUGACGGACCAGAGCGUCACCAUACUACACUGACAAACCUUCAACUAACAUUUUCUCUUUAGUGAAUUAAGGGCAUUUAACGCUGUUCACUUAAAUCACCUGUUAAAGGGGAACAUUAUCACCAGACCUAUGUAAGCGUCAAUAUAUACCUUGAUGUUGCAGAAAAAAGACCAUAUAUUUUUUUAACCGAUUUCCGAACUCUAAAUGGGUGAAUUUUGGCGAAUUAAAUGCCUUUCUAUUAUUCGCUCUCGGAGCGAUGACGUCACGUGACGUCACAUCGGGAAGCAAUCCGCCAUUUUCUCAAACACAUUACAAACACAGAGUCAACUCAGCGCUGUUAUUUUCCGUUUUUUCGACUGUUUUCCGUACCUUGGAGACAUCAUGCCUCGUCGGUGUGUUGUCGGAGGGUGUAACAACACGAACAGGGACGGAUUCAAGUUUCACCAGUGGCCCAAAGAUGUGAAAGUGGCAAGAAAUUGGACGUUUGUUCCGCACACUUUACCGACGAAAGCUAUGCUACGACAGAGAUGGCAAGAAUGUGUGGAUAUCCUGCGACACUCAAAGCAGAUGCAUUUCCAACGAUAAAGUCAAAGAAAUCCGCUGCCAGACCCCCAUUGAAUCUGCCAGAGUGUGUGAGCAAUUCAGGGACAAAGGCCCUCGGUAGCACGGCAAGCAAUGGCAGCAGUUUGUUCCCGCAGACGAGCGAGCUAAACCCCCUGGAUGUCUUGGCUCACACCGUCCCUUAUGCCACCGAAGAUGAUCAAGAGAAGAAUAUCGACCCUAGCUUCCCUGGCCUGCUGACAUCAACUCCAAAACUGGACAGAUCAGCUAAAAGAGCAGAUGAGGGUAUGUCUACAGAAUAUAUUAAUUGAUGAAAAUUGGGCUGUCUGCACUCUCAAAGUGCAUGUUGUUGCCAAAUGUAUUUCAUAUGCUGUAAACCUAGUUCAUAGUUGUUAGUUUCCUUUAA
Messenger RNA from Nerophis lumbriciformis (worm pipefish), 2556 nucleotides. It is a transcript of the gene bspry, whose product is annotated as B-box and SPRY domain containing. NCBI's taxonomy places the organism in Eukaryota, Metazoa, Chordata, Actinopteri, Syngnathiformes, Syngnathidae. Gene Ontology annotation, molecular function: protein binding. The record is from RefSeq and is a predicted model, not a curated record.